AUGUAUGACAAUGCAGUUGUAUUGUUUGCGUGGACCGAAGUAGCUGAGGGUAUACCAGAGUUUAAGAGCAAUAGGGAGGAAGUUUUAGAAGGGCCGAGGCAAAUGGUAGAGCGAGUAGUUGAUAGGAGCGUUAGAGCAAGUAACAUAAGUGUAAUUAACCCAAAGAGAGAUCGAAUUGCAAGCAUUGGAAGAGUAGGGUCCGUUAGUCGUGAUCGAGAGCAGCAGUGUUAUAGAUGUGGAAAGCAAGGACAUAAGAAGAGUGAGUGUUGGUGGGCACUGGGAGUGUGUUUCGCAUGUGGGCAGAUGGGUCAUAUAGUGAGUGAACGUAAAAAAGAUAGGGAUAUUAAGUGUUACAGGUGUGGGCAGGUAGGGCAUAUAGCUAGUGGAUGUCGGGGUAUCCAUAUAAACGUGGUUUGCGGCAACUGUGGAAAGAACGGGCAUUAUGCUAGGAUGUGUAAAGAACAGUGUGCGAAGUGUGCUGAAUGUGGAAUGGAAGGUCACAUAGCGAGUGUGUGUAAGUGA
This is a messenger RNA of Macrobrachium nipponense, 522 nucleotides long. RefSeq lists its product as uncharacterized. Gene Ontology annotation, biological process: positive regulation of cytoplasmic translation. The record is from RefSeq and is a predicted model, not a curated record. Gene Ontology annotation, cellular component: cytoplasm. NCBI's taxonomy places the organism in Eukaryota, Metazoa, Arthropoda, Malacostraca, Decapoda, Palaemonidae. The transcript has a single exon. Gene Ontology annotation, molecular function: single-stranded RNA binding; translation regulator activity; mRNA binding. Bases 1 to 522 code for a protein of 173 amino acids.